UGAGCAUGCUGGCCCAACCUUAUAAACGCAGGAGCACAGGGGCUCACCCUGUGGGGGUGUUUUCUCUUCCUGGCUGGCGCUGUGUGAGCCAUCGGAUCCUCGGCUAUCAUGGAAGGAGAAGAACUACCUGGGCUUUUGGUAAAUGAAAUCGGUGGCAUGCUUGGGAUACUGCACAGCCAUGUGGCAUUCCUGAGGAAACAUUUCUACCUCAUCACCAUGAAGGAAUUGCUUGAAAACAGGAAGCAUUUAAGUAAAAAGGUCCAAGCAAUCUAUAUGUGGUGGCACAGACCAGCCAUUGACCGAGAGCUCCUCCAAAGCCUGCCCAACCUGAGAGUGAUUGCGAAUUCAGGAGUGGGGAUGGAUCACCUGGAUCUGAAACUUAUAUCUAGCUUUGGUGUGAGGAUGGCUAAUGCUCCACAUGCUGUUUCCAACUGCACAGCAGAUGCUGGGAUGGCUUUGCUGCUGGCAUCUGCUAGAAGACUGGUGGAAGUCCAUCACAUUGCAAUUUCUUCAAAUGUGGACUACUGUGAAGCUGACAUUCUGGGAGUUAAAGUUUCUGGAGCUACUCUGGGGAUCAUUGGCAUGGGCCGCAUUGGAUAUAAGAUUGCUCUGAGAGCCAAAGCGUUUGAAAUGAAGAUUUUGUACCACAACAGGACACGGAGGAAAGCGCAGGAGGAGCAAGCUGUUGGUGCCACUUACUGCGAAAAGAUAGACAGCUUACUCCAGCAGGCAGAUUUUGUGAUGGUGGUGGUGAGCCUGACACCUCAGACGCGCAACCUGAUCGGGAAGAGAGAGCUGGAGCUGAUGAAACCCACAGCCAUUCUCAUUAACAUCAGCCGAGGUGCAGUAGUUGACCAGGAGGCGCUGGUGAUGGCUCUGCAGACUGGUGUUAUCGGGGCCGCGGCUUUGGAUGUCACCCAGCCGGAACCACUGCCCAGAGAUCAUCCGUUGUUAAAAUUAAAGAAUGUCAUUAUAACGCCUCACCUCGGCAUUAAAACAGAAAAGGCCAAUUACAUGAUAACAGAGGAAGCAGUUGAAAAUAUACUAGCAGCUCUAAAUGGUCUCCCCAUGCCCAGUGAAGUGCUCCCUAGUUGAUGUGCAAAAGGAUAACACAUCUCAUUUUAUUAGUUUCUUUCCCCCCAUCAGCUCUAAAGGUUUUCAUUCUUAUGUUUUUUCCCUUAAGACAAACCUAUUUCAGGCUCAUGAAUAUAGAUUUCCUGCCUUAGCUUU
Molecule: messenger RNA, 1230 nt
Organism: Empidonax traillii (willow flycatcher)
Lineage: Eukaryota; Metazoa; Chordata; Aves; Passeriformes; Tyrannidae
Product: probable 2-ketogluconate reductase
Exons: 6
Coding region: 109-1095 (328 amino acids)
Cellular component (GO): cytosol
Molecular function (GO): hydroxypyruvate reductase [NAD(P)H] activity; NAD binding; glyoxylate reductase (NADPH) activity
Source: RefSeq, a predicted model, not a curated record